Molecule: messenger RNA, 3143 nt
Organism: Elgaria multicarinata webbii
Lineage: Eukaryota; Metazoa; Chordata; Lepidosauria; Squamata; Anguidae
Product: zinc-binding protein A33-like
Exons: 8
Coding region: 77-1384 (435 amino acids)
Biological process (GO): protein ubiquitination
Cellular component (GO): cytoplasm
Molecular function (GO): ubiquitin protein ligase activity; protein binding; metal ion binding
Source: RefSeq, a predicted model, not a curated record
GCGAAAGGACGGUCUGGGCAGGAAAGACGACCUCAAGGUACUGGCAGAAAAGCAACUGCUGUGGUUUUUCUCUUGGAUGCAUCUCCAUUAUAAGAAAGAAAUGGCCCACAGGAGCCAGGAGCAGAGCCUUCGGGAGGAAUUGACCUGUGCCAUCUGCUGUGAUCUGUUCCGAAACCCAGUUAUGCUGGAAUGCAUGCACCACUUCUGCAAGGAAUGCAUCCAGAGCUAUUGGGACAGUUGCUCAGAAGUUGCCACCUGCCCCCAAUGCCGGCGAGAGUUCCCCACCCGGUCCUUCCGCCCCCAGUACCUUGUUUCUGGAGUAGUGGAGACAGUUCGGAGGUGCACCUCUGAUGAACACAGAAGAAAAAUGCAGAAACACCUCCAAGAGGCGCUUCACUCAUACCAAAUAGAGCAUGAGAAACUGGUGGGAAUGAAGCAUGUGACUGAAGAGAAGAUCUGCAGCCUAGUGAAAACUUCGGGUGAGUUGAACUCAAAGAUCCGGGCAGCGUUUGAGCAUCUUCAUCAGGCCCUGGAAGAGGAGGAAAGGAGUGUGCUGAUGGAACUGGCCAGAGAGGAUGAAGAGUGGUUGAUGAGGCUGAGAGGAGACUCUGCACGGCUAGUGGAGGGGAUCUCUGAGUUGAAGAAGGCCAUGGAGCACACACAGCAGAAGCUUGACAGACUGGGGAGCUCACUGCUGCUGGAGGUGGAAAAUGUGGCUGUGAGGCCAGCAGUGCAAGUGGGAGCACUGACCACCUUUAGCACAGAGCAGCAUAAGGACCUGCAUGAGGGGCCCCUGCAGUAUAUAUUUUGGAGGAGGAUGCUGAAAUCCAUCACUCCAGCUCCUGCCCGUCUGACCUUGGACCCAGAAUCAGCCCACCCAAACCUCCUCCUCUCCAAAGACCUGACUGCGGUGACGGAGACAGAGACGCCCCGACCUGUGUCCCAGAGCCCCUGCCGUUUCCUGCAGAGUGUCAACGUGCUGGCAAAAGAGUCCUUUGAGAGUGGGAGGCAUUACUGGGAGGUAUGGGUUGGGAACAAGACCAAGUGGGACCUGGGAGUGGCAGCGGAUUCUGUGGACCGGGCAGCAAAAGUCAAACUGUGCCCUGAGAAUGGCUACUGGGCUGUACGACUGCGGGAGAACUCUCAAUAUUGGGCUGCGGCUAAUCCCUGGGUGCGCCUGAAGCUGCGGAGCUCACUGAAAAAAGUGGGUGUCCUCUUGGACUGCAGGGCAUGCAAGGUGGCUUUCUAUAACGCUGAGGACAUGUCCCUUUUCUUCACCUUUCACCAGGCUAGGGCAGGCAGGUUCUACCCUUUCUUCAGCACUUGCUUCAGUGAUGGCAAGAAGAACGCUGAGCCCAUGAGGAUCUGCCAUCUGAAUCUGUAGCAGGGGCAUCAAGUCUCCGUGUCAGAAGACUGCAUCUGAAUGCAUUCUGCGAGACCCGGGUGGAUGCCAUUGGUUUUGCCUUCGGUUUUUCAGUCUUUCUCCGUACCCAAAAACAGAUUCAUAUUUUGCUUGGGUAUCUCAGUUAGUUUGUUUUCCCCACUCUGCUCGUUAUUAUUUCAUAGUUGUAGCAUAGUUUCCAUCUUGUGGAUCCUAGCUAUGAUUAAUACAUUAAGGGCCUUUUUCUUUUUGUGUGUGCAGGAAUUCCUGAUCUAUUGGGGGGGAAGUGGGAAGGCAUUGGUGUGGUUUUUUAAUUUCACAGGAAUGAUACUUCUCAAAUAAGCUUUAACUAAGCAAACAACAACAUAAUCUAAUAUAGUAGAAGAGGAAAACAUGAAAUCAGAACAUUAAAAUACAUUAUCCAGAUCCUGAUACAUUUUUCUUGGGGCAACUAUAUUUCCUCCCCCAGUUAAUGCCUUCUUCAGUUUGGUAUCAGUAUGGACCCUUCUAUUUUAUGGAGUUUAUUGUCUGGUCAUUUCCUCCAUCUUUAUAAGAAAGCAAUGGAGCCCCAACCAGGGGGGGGGGGUCAAUAGCACACAAGCCCUGGACAGAUGAACAGAAGAAAAUGCAGGGCACGAAAGAAAGCUGAAGCUACAUGUAAAAGGCAGGCAGGCAGAAGAAGUGUUCCUUAAACUAUCAAUGGGACUUGUCUGCAAAUGAUACAUACCAGGGCAUAUAACUCAAUAUUAACAUUUGUGCUGCUUUUUGGAGGAAAUUUCAAUUGGCAAAAAGGUUCUGGAAGAAGCCUGCUCAGGAAAAACAGGUCUAGUGAUGCUUGAGGGUUUCGUUGUUUUUUUAAUAGCAAGCUCACCUGAUUCACACUUCAAUGUGUGGAUCAGAACACCAUAAUUUCUCCAGAAUUUGUGUGAACAUCUUCAGCUCAGAAACAUAUACUAAAAUGUGUAGUUUAAGAUAAAAUGUGUACAAAAGUGCAUAUUUUAUUAGGGAAAUGCACUCAAAAAUAAGAUUUUUUUAAAAAAAAUCCACACAUUGAUAUAGAAAUGAGAUGGCGUGGACUUUCAUGAAUGGCCAAAUGCAAAACUGACAUGGACCAGGGAACCAUCACCACCCCCACAUAUACACACACACACACACCCCUGAACAGUUUGUCCCUAGAACAGGAAACACGGUGCUGAAUAAACAGCACAAGCUACUUUUAGCAAUAACAAUGACAGAUAGCAAAAUACAGAAUUGGGGAAAACACCUUCUGUGUGGAUAGACAUCAGGGGGUGGUGUGUGUGUGGAGAAUAUUUGGAUAUGGCCUUCCAUGUAGGCAGUGUUUACAUGCUGAGUUGCUAACAGGAAGAAGUAGGAAGUAAGGCCUUUAAACCCCCUGGGAAAUGUUCAAUGCCUUACAGGAGACUGUUCCUGCUACAAGAGCUAUUUUGCACUGAUAAACUACUGGAGGAUGCAGUUGCAAAGAUGUCUAAUAGCUGCAACAUCAGAGCGCAGUAAGUGUGCAUUUGGCAGAGAUGUGUAAGAGGCCUUUGCCAGUGUCAGUCUGUACAUCCAGCAAUUCGUUUUCAUUCAAAUAAAGUGUGUAUUGCCUUUUACCAUUUCUGCUAAACAAUGCUUGCCUCUGCUGCAGAUUCUUCUCCAAGAGUUUUUGGUUUCAUAAGCCAUCAUUCUCUUUCCAUUGUUUUUGCAGCUUGAUAAAUCAGUCUUUUGUCUAGUGUUGACAUUAAAGAAUUCCUUCAUACAA